Messenger RNA from Diaporthe citri, 768 nucleotides. RefSeq lists its product as uncharacterized. Bases 1 to 768 code for a protein of 255 amino acids. NCBI's taxonomy places the organism in Eukaryota, Fungi, Ascomycota, Sordariomycetes, Diaporthales, Diaporthaceae. The transcript is spliced from 3 exons. The record is from RefSeq and is a predicted model, not a curated record.
AUGCAUUCACCAUUAAUCACAACAGCCCUGCUGCCGCUGUUCGUCACUCCAGCCCUAUGCCAAAACUUUACCAUCUCUAAUGGCCAGGUAUUCACGCCUGGCUUUGCGGUCCUUGACUCCCCGCAGCCAGGCACGCCAAUGGGCGGCGACACGAUUGAGAUCGCUUUGGAUGUCACAGCAAAUGGCAUCCUCCCGCUCGACGUCGCCGCUGACAGCCCCAGCCGAAUAAACAACAUCACCAUAUUUAUGUACAGCUUCGACACAGGCCGCAACUUUACCGUCUCCAACGGCACGGCGUCGUCAAACAACGCCAGCUUGGGAGAAAUCAUGGCGCAGGAGCCCGGCAGCACGGUCAAGCACGUCAAAUGGACCUGGCCGGCGUGCUUGGCCGGCGACGGCAAACCGACAACUACUGACAGCGACCGGGGCAACUACAACAUCUCCAUCAGGCAGAACUUUGUCAUGAACAACACCAACUUCUACACCAUCUUCGACGUCCCCAUCGCCGUGACGAACAGCAUCCCGGACUCGAUAAGCCGGGCCCAGUGCGACGCUCUCAACAACCCGUUGCUGACGCCGGAGCAGAUCAACGCCUCGGCCGCCAACAGUGUCGGCGUCCUGUUCGCCCCCGGGGACUCGCAGGUGGUGCAGGUAAAGCUGGACAAGACGGAGAGCGGCCAGGGCCUCGGAGGUGCUGGGAUGCUGAGCUGGAGGAGCGGCGCCGAAUGGCUCUGUCUGGUCACCUUCGCCAUGGCCUUUGCUCUCUAA